Messenger RNA from Mucor velutinosus, 951 nucleotides. RefSeq lists its product as uncharacterized. The transcript has 2 exons. The record is from RefSeq and is a predicted model, not a curated record. Gene Ontology annotation, cellular component: plasma membrane. NCBI's taxonomy places the organism in Eukaryota, Fungi, Mucoromycota, Mucoromycetes, Mucorales, Mucoraceae. Bases 1 to 951 code for a protein of 316 amino acids.
AUGAUAGGACAUUUGUCCAACAGACCGUUCUUGGAUGUCAUUUAUUUCGUGAAAGCAAACAAUCCCGAGUACAAUUUGAGGUAUUCAUUUGGUUUAUGGACGUAUUGUCAAGGCCCUUAUGGAGGCUCCAUACAAAGUUGUAGCUCACCCAAGGCGGCAUACGACUGGGCCACCACGCCAGGAUUCUCCCUAAUGUUACCCUAUUAUGCCUCCAGCAAGCAACUUGAAUCUCUCUUCUUGGCGUUGUUCGUUCUCUACUUUAUCGGAUUGAUAUUCAGCUUUUUGCUGUGGAUUGCUACUCUUUCCGUGUCACUUUGCUGCUGCAUCAAGCGAUUUCGACACACUUCAGGCAAUCAAACCUUUGACGUUACCAUGGCCAUGCUCUGUGGCUUGAAUUUCUUCAUCAUGCUGGUAGCGUUGAUAUUGGCGCUUGUGCUGGUAAUUGGUAGUGUCAAGGCCAUCUCAGGGGCCAGCAUUUAUUGGAACGGCCACGCAGGUAACUCCCUUUGGUUAACUAUUGCAGCAGUUGUAUCAUUAUUUCUAGCCGCUGUCUGUUAUAUGUUUAAAGCAUGCUGUCAUCAUGGACAAUAUAACGGUAAUAGUAGAAUCUCUGCUGAUCUUAAUAAGAAUCACGCCUACAGAAAUCAGCCAUUUGAUUUGACACUUCAUCAUCAGCCUUAUUAUGCCAAUACAUCACCCAUGAUAAGCAAUCAACAUGCACAAGAGCAACCUACACUUCCUCAGCCACAUUUAUUGCAACAACCCACUACGAAUCAAAACUAUUCGUAUCCUCAGCAGCAACCACAGCAGCAACAACAACAACAACAACAACAACAACAACAAGAUGUUUCCGUCUCAAGUUUAUCUCAGCAGUACUCUCCAGGAUUGCAACCCCAAUUUCUAGUCCCUAUUUACGGAUCUAAUGAAAAUCCUCCACCUAAUACACGCUAA